This is a messenger RNA of Acipenser ruthenus (sterlet), 2698 nucleotides long. Its product is annotated as bMERB domain-containing protein 1-like. Bases 230 to 841 code for a protein of 203 amino acids. Gene Ontology annotation, cellular component: microtubule cytoskeleton. Gene Ontology annotation, biological process: negative regulation of microtubule depolymerization. The record is from RefSeq and is a predicted model, not a curated record. The transcript has 6 exons. NCBI's taxonomy places the organism in Eukaryota, Metazoa, Chordata, Actinopteri, Acipenseriformes, Acipenseridae.
GCAUCCUUUGAUGGUGAAGAGUGCAGCGACGCCAACACAGCCCUCCUAUAAAAUCCCAGGUGGUCUGGAAACAGCAAGAUGCUGAGAGUAUCUCGGGUCGGUGCAGCAGGGAAAUGGGAGGAACGUAAUUGAGUCAGAAAAGUACAAAGACAUACAAGCACCAAUAAUAAAGUAAACCGAAAAAUAGUAGUAACAGGAAAUAAUUACUUUGCAAAGUGAAAUCGGACCAAUGCAACCAGCCAUGGAGUUAAAAAAAUCGAUUUCCGAGACGGAGCGAGCGCUUAAGAGCUACGGAGCGGUGCUGGAGACGGAGUGGAAAUCGAACAAAGACCAGCAGGACGUGGUGUCGAUGGCAGAGACCUCCUUGUCUCCGGGUGAGAUGGAGGUUGAGAUGAUGCGAAUCCAGCGUCUCCGAGAGGUCCUGGUGCGCAGGGAGUCCGAGCUACGAUUCAUGAUGGACGAUAUCCACUUAUGUAAAGACAUCAUGAAUCUGAAACAAGAACUUCGGAAGAUUGUGGCAGUUCCAGAGAAAGAGAAAACCAAGAAGCACAAGCAGAGGGAGGAGGAAUUGAUCCUGAAAAUCCAUAAACUAGUUCAGAAACGAGAUUUCCUGGUGGACGACGCAGAGGUGGAGAGAUUAAGGGAGCAGGAAGAAGAUAAAGAGAUGGCCGACUUCCUUCAUCUCAAACUGAUGCCACUGGAGAAAAUGACCAAAGUGACUGAGAGUUCCCCUAAAAAGAAGGUGACCCCCGAGCGUCCGCCCAACAAGCCCUCCAUCGCUAAGUCAGGGGCAGCUAUAAUCAAGGACUGCUGUGGAGCCACACAGUGCGCCAUCAUGUAACCAUGACGAUUCUGAGGCCCGCCCUGCUGUCUGGAGCCUGCUUUUGCAGAGAAAGAGAGACAGAGAAUUAAAAAAGAAAGAGAUGAGAUUAAAAGAGAGAAAGGGAAUAGAUAUGUUUAGCCCCAACCUCACGUUCAUAUGAGAGAGAUUUGUUUUCUUAAGGUGACCCCAGGUUUUUUGCCCCAGAGAACACUCAAAAUAAUAAGUUCAAGUAAAGUCUGAAGUACUGCAUGCAGUCACUGAAUGUGGAGUUAGGAAAGGAAUCAGUUCUAAUACUUCUGUGACUUAAGAAUAAAACAUCUGAAAUUAAACAAGCAAGGUUGUUGUUAAUAUAGUAAAAAAAUGAACAUACAAAUUAACAAACUUAAAAAAGCAGUAUGGAAUGAUGAAGCCUUUGUUGUCAAGGAGCAAGGGAAGAGAAAUAGAAUGUCAAUGCCUUUGUGAAUAUUCCAAAAAAAAACAAAAACGUUUUGUUGACAAAUGCAAGCCCAAGACUGAGUGAGCACAAAUGUCUGUCUUCUGUUUCAUCUCUGGAACACGAGUCCUCUAUCAUGUGGAAAUGAGGUUAAACAUGGAAAGCCGUGAACACUUAAUUGUGGGCACAAUUUGCACCUAGUCAAAUUUAGUUUAUAUUUACAAACAGAUAUUUAUUGAAGUAUUAGUAUUAGAUGUUAGGUUAUCUAUUUUGAUGACAUGUAUACAGGAAAUCUCCUGUGGGGCAUGCAUGCUUGUUUUUAACAUUAAAAUAAAAAAACUUUAGAAAAGCCACCAUAUAGUCAGGACGUUGAAGCCGACAGCCUAACUCUUCAACAACUAACCUGGGAUCUUUAACAUGCAAGAAGGUGGUCUUUGGGUUAUGUGUCAUUUGAAGUAACGUGUAGCCUCGAAGAUCAUGUAAUUUAAUUAUUUUGAAAUAGUGAUUUUAUAAUCCUUAUAUUGGCAAAGCAUGGUCUUACGUACGUAACAACCACACAGAACACAAAGAAAAUACAGGAUUCGGUGGUACCACAGGUGCAACUUUCGAAUCAAAUUAAUGCCAGUGCAAAACUAGUCUACAUUAUAUAUAUAUUUUUAAAUAACCUAUUAUUUAGACACUACAUUGUGUCCUGGUCGUGUUAACAGACUGGAUGGCACCUCUGGUGCGUUACAAUUUCCAGUACCGAUCUGAGUGCAAAAAUAGACCCAUCACGCAGUCCUUUUAGUCAUGUAUACAAAACUUAUUUGUGACAAGAUUAAUUUUUGCCGAAUGGUCCAUCAGUCUGUUCCUGCAAACAAUGAGCAAAUUGUCAUGGCACUGUCCACACUAGAAUUUGUUCAAACCAUUAAGCUUCCUUUCUGUAUCAGCGAUUAAACAACAUAACCUUUGUAAUUUGAGAACAUUUUAAACAAUGCAUUCCACCAUUAUUAUUUAAUAAUGGAAACAGUUUGUAGACAUGUUUAGAAAUAGAUUGUGCCCAAACUGUAACUGUCUAGGGAUCAGAUAGCUCUGUGUUGUUGGAGUCUUCCUUGAUAUACUCGACCAAUUCCCUAGAAUCUACUUUUGGUGCUUGACGUCUCUACAAACCUCGACAGCACACUCCAAAACACUAAGGUUAAAACUGCAGAGGACAACCAGUUUAACCUCCAUCAUCUACCAUUUUUUUUUCCCCUUCUGUUACAAACCUGACUCCAGCUGGACACAAGAAACAGGUCUGUGAUGGCUGCAAUAAAAUGUGCCCAGGAGCAGCAAGAUCUCAGUCUGGAGGCAGGGAUCCUUCGGUUGUCCCCUUUCUGUUACCUGUAUAUGCAGACCCAGAACUGAUUUGUUACAAAAAAAACCACAAUAAUUAAAAAACAAAAAAUUAUUUCUAACAAAAA